CUUUAGCGGCACCGGCUAGGAAACAGUGCUGGGAAACUUUCCCGCGCCCUCUUUCUUGUAUCACUGUCCCGUGACUGCUACUAUCUUUACUGUACAUACCUACUACUAGCUAUUUAUUUUUCAUAAACCACCAUGAGGCGUACAAGAAGUUCGAGAAGCAAAAGUCAGAGUGCACAAGAAACUAAAGAAGUCCAGUCAAAAACAGUGUGGCAGUGGAAAGGAGAUGAAGAUCAGUGGGAACCAUACUCGCCUUCAGCCUGCGCCUUGUUGGACUCGGCCUUCUCUUCAGGGAAAACGUCUGUCACUCUGUCUCUGGGCUCUGGGACGCCCUACGAAGUCGACCUGAAGAAGAUGGUCCAGAUUAAUCCUCUCACCAAGUACAAGAGGAAGAUUCGCUCUCAGACAGUAAAACCAGAAAGUUUGAAUGACGCUGCUGAGUUGACUGCUCAGAAGGAGAGGCCAGUUCAGGUUAAAGAGGAAGAGGAGGAGACGGAAAAGCAGCCUGCAGCUAAGAGGAAGAGAGGGCAGAGCAAGAGUCAGACAACAACGGAGAAAAUGCCCAGAGAAGAAAUAAAAAGUGGAGAGGUUGUGAGGACAGUUGUCAUGAAGGGAAAAGCUCCGGUGGACGUUGAAUGUAAAGCCAAACUUGGAAAGGCUCAUGUUUACAAUGAAGGAAAUGAUGUUUACGACGUGAUGCUAAAUCAGACAAAUCUUCAGUUUAACAACAACAAAUACUACCUGAUCCAGCUGUUGGAAGACGACAACUCCAAGGCUUACAGUGUGUGGAUGAGAUGGGGCAGAGUGGGGAAAGUGGGUCAAAGCAGUCUGACAGCCUUUGGUGUAGACCUGCUGAAAGCCAAAGAUGUCUUCAAGAAAAAGUUUUUAGACAAGACCAAGAAUGAGUGGGAACACCGAGCGAGUUUUGAGAAAGUAGCUGGAAAAUAUGACAUGGUGUUCGUGGACUACAGCACCAGUGAAAAGGAGAAGAACCAGACAGCAGUGGAUGUUGCACCCAAAAAGAGGCCCUCCAAGCUGGACGUGAGGCUCCAGUCACUCCUGGAGUUAAUCUGUGACCUCAAAGCCAUGGAGGAGUGUGUGCUGGAGAUGAAGUUUGACACCCGGAAAGCCCCUCUUGGCAAGCUUACCUCAGAGCAGAUCCGUGCAGGCUACACGGCACUGAAGAAAAUUGAGGACUGUUUGAAGAAGAAGGGCAGCAGUCGCGACCUGCUGGAAGCAUGCAACCAGUUCUACACCCGCAUCCCUCAUGACUUUGGGUUGAAAACUCCUCCAAUCAUUUGUACAGAAGAUGAGCUGAAGGAAAAAAUUGCACUGUUGGAGGCUCUGAGUGACAUUCAGAUAGCAGUGAAAAUGGUUCAAUACAGUGAAGACAGUGACGAACAUCCUCUGGACAGACAGUACAGCUCCCUCCGGUGCCGAAUGCAGCCUCUGGCCUCCAGCAGCCAUGAGUACACGGUGAUAGAAAAGUAUCUACAGUCCACCCACGCCCCCACCCAUCGUGACUACACCAUGACUGUGCUUGACAUCUUCUCAGUGGACCGAGACGGGGAGAGUAACAACUUCCUCUCACAGAUGCACAACAGGAAUCUGUUGUGGCACGGUUCCCGCCUUACUAACUAUGUCGGUAUCCUUAGUCAGGGGCUCCGAGUGGCCCCACCUGAAGCUCCCGUCACUGGUUACAUGUUUGGAAAAGGUAUCUACUUUGCUGACAUGUCAUCAAAGAGUGGCAACUACUGCUUUGCCAACCAGAACAACAAUGUGGGACUGCUGCUACUUUGUGAGGUUGCUCUGGGAGACUGCAACGAGCUGCUGGAUGCCGACUACGAGGCCAGCAAUCUGCCUGCUGGGAAACACAGCACCAAGGGCCUUGGACAGACCGGACCUGACCCCAAAAAACUCUGUCAAUCUGGAUGGUGUGACCGUGCCGAUGGGGCCGGGGGUGAAGACGGGGGUGGGUCAAAACAACUGUUACUCCCUCCUGUACAACGAGUUCAUCGUUUACAACCCUGCCCAGACUCGCAUGAGCAGGUAGAGGAAGAUGAGGACAAUGUCCAGGUAGAGCAUGAGAGCAGCGUUGAUGUAUUCCUCUGGAUCCAGACGGUAGCUCAUCAUCCCCAUCAUCAGCUGACAGUCGACCAUCAGGAACUGAAGGGAGGGAGAGGAGGAGGAGGAGGAAGAGUUAGGACAGGUCCCACGAUGUUCCAAGGGUGACGGCGACUGAAGGACUUGCAGAAGCUGAGGGCGGUGGCGACCACGAAGAAGAUGAUGACGGAGCUGAGGUA
This is a messenger RNA of Perca flavescens (yellow perch), 2300 nucleotides long. It is a transcript of the gene parp2, whose product is annotated as poly (ADP-ribose) polymerase 2. Gene Ontology annotation, molecular function: zinc ion binding; NAD+ poly-ADP-ribosyltransferase activity. The record is from RefSeq and is a predicted model, not a curated record. The coding region runs from base 133 to 2229 and encodes 698 amino acids. The transcript has 19 exons. Gene Ontology annotation, biological process: protein poly-ADP-ribosylation; double-strand break repair. Lineage: Eukaryota; Metazoa; Chordata; Actinopteri; Perciformes; Percidae. Gene Ontology annotation, cellular component: nucleolus.